Messenger RNA from Sardina pilchardus (European sardine), 843 nucleotides. RefSeq names its product NADH:ubiquinone oxidoreductase core subunit S7 (gene ndufs7). Gene Ontology annotation, biological process: mitochondrial respiratory chain complex I assembly; aerobic respiration; electron transport coupled proton transport. Bases 46 to 696 code for a protein of 216 amino acids. Gene Ontology annotation, molecular function: 4 iron, 4 sulfur cluster binding; NADH dehydrogenase (ubiquinone) activity; quinone binding. The record is from RefSeq and is a predicted model, not a curated record. The transcript is spliced from 6 exons. NCBI's taxonomy places the organism in Eukaryota, Metazoa, Chordata, Actinopteri, Clupeiformes, Clupeidae.
GCUAGGUAAGACUUUUACCUGGACCAUCGUACUGAGUUCUUGAAAAUGACUCCAAUUAUGUGGACUUCUUUUCAACUUCCCAUUUCAAAUUGCACCCUCAGACCCAUCUCAUUUGCUGCUCAGACUAGAACACUUCGAGAGAAAACAAGCAAAGAUGACAAGAGUUUGGUUCCGUUCAGAGAGAAGAGCACUGCCGUGGCGACCAAAGCAGAUGCUGUCCCUAGCAAUAAGGCAGAUUACGUCAUCACUAAACUUGAUGAUCUGGUGAACUGGGCUCGAAGGAGUUCCCUCUGGCCCAUGACCUUUGGUCUGGCGUGCUGUGCAGUGGAGAUGAUGCACAUGGCUGCUCCCAGGUACGACAUGGACCGCUUUGGGGUGGUAUUCAGGGCCAGUCCUCGACAAGCUGAUGUUAUGAUUGUGGCCGGGACCCUGACCAAUAAAAUGGCACCUGCUCUUCGCAAGGUCUAUGAUCAGAUGCCAGAGCCUCGAUAUGUCAUAUCCAUGGGAAGUUGUGCAAAUGGUGGAGGCUACUACCACUACUCAUAUUCUGUGGUGAGAGGCUGUGACCGCAUCGUUCCGGUGGAUAUAUAUGUGCCAGGCUGUCCCCCAACUGCUGAGGCCUUGCUGUAUGGUACUUUGCAGCUGCAGAGGAAGAUCAAACGUGAGAAGAAACUUUCGAUCUGGUAUCGCAAAUGAGCUAUGGUUGAGGUUUCUUGUGGUUAUGGAAUGUUAAACUGUAAGUCCAUGACUGCGAAUGUAUGAUGCAUCAUUGAUGAUGAUUGUAGUCAUCAGUCUUUUGAGAUGAGGAUGGACGAUUUCUCACAGGAGUUGCUCUGGUUGAGU